AUGAGCUACGACUACGAGCCGCGCGAGCGUAUGCGCCACUAUACGCGGGAGGAGACUCGCACCGAGCGAGGUGAUCCGCGGGCGUAUGCUGACGAAUCCUACCUGAAGCCACACCCCUCCCGCGAUUUGGUGCCCCGGAGGCGAGAAGACAGCGACAUGUCGGUUGAGGAUAUUCGCCGCGACUUCCCUCCCCCCGGCUACCGGGAUGCUCGCAGGACCCGCUCUGCAGAGCCUGGCUACUACGACGAUUACCGCGACGACCGAUCCCGGCGCGGCGACUACUACGGCGACCGGCGCAGCAGAAUGGGCGCUAAUGUCUACGGCGAGGAGGAAGAGGUCCGCUCCCGCAAGCGUGUUUUGAACCAGCAAGAGAAGAUCAUCGCCGCCGUUGCCGGUGCCGCCUUAGCUUUUGGCGGUAAGGAGCUGUACGACCGUCGCGACGCCAAAGAGCACGGCGGCGACGUCGAACGCAACUACUUGACCUCGGCUGCCCUCGGUGCUGCCGGUGCCCUCGCGGGCUACCAAGGUGCCGAGUUUUACAACAAACAGUCCAGCAAGAACGACAAGGCGCCACAAGGGCAACUCGUAGCCCACCGUGGCCGCGAUGGUCUCGUUCACGAGACGUACGUUGAGGAAGACGACAAGAAGGGCUCAAAGUCUUUCCUCGAGAACGCCCUCGCGGCUUCGGGCCUGGGAGCAGCUGUCAAGGCCCUCACCGGCGGUAGCUCAGACAACAAGGAUGACAACCGAAGCCGUGGCCGCGGCAGCCCUGAUCGAGCCUCACGAUCGGGCUCCAAGGCUGGCAGUGGCAAUGAGAGUCAGGUCGCCAAGGUGCAAAAGGCCGCCAUGGCAUCUCUCAUUGCCGGCGCCACCGAAGCAUUCCGCGUGGCCAAGGAACCUGGUGGCUGGAAGGGCGAGAAGACAAAGCGAAUCUUCACUGCCGCCGCUGGUGCUGCCGCAGUCGAUGCCGCUCAGGACCGCGAGAAGGGUAGCAAACUGGGUCUUGCCGAGUCCGUCAUCGGUGGUCUCGUUGGUAACCGCGUGAUCAACGGCUCCAAAGGCAACAUUGAGGCGGACGAGAAGACUGGCCGCAGCAGGUCUCGGUCUCGUGCUCGAUCGCGAUCUGGUAACGACCAGGGCAGCAGCGGCGUGAGCGGUCUGGCCGCCUUGGCAACUGCUGGUCUCGGAGCCCUUGGUGCCAAGAAGGCCAUUGAACACCACAAAGAAAAUAGGUCGCGAAGCCGUGGGCGCAGUGCCGACUCGUUCGACAGCCGCGACAACGAUCGGCCCCGCGCGCGCAGCCGCAGUCGAAGUGUCGUCGACUCAGCGCGAAAGAAGCUUGCUAAGUUCGGAAUCGGCAAUGGACCCGACGACAGGGAUGGCGACAGAGAUUCUCGACGUGAUGACAGCCUGCACGACGACAGAAACUCGCGUCGGGGGCCGAGACGGUAUUCUGAUGAUCCCUACGAUGACGACUACGAUCGGGGCUACCCGCCGCCCCACGGGUCUCGCGACUACAGAGACCAUCCCAGGGACCCCCGAGACGCCAGGGACCCCUAUGACGACGACAGGUCAUACGCCAGCAGCCGACGCAGAGACCGCUCCCGCAGGCGAUCUCGGUCGAGCGCGUCAGGCUCGGAUUUGGGAGACUCGGACGAUGAUCUGAAGACAUCGAGAAGAAUGAGAGCAGCCGUGGCCACUAUUCAUGCAGCGAACGGAGUCUAUCAGAGUAUGGCGGCAAGGGAAGCGCGGCAAAAAGCUGUCAAGGAGGGUCGCUUGAGUCCAGAGGAAGCCAAGAAGCUCAAGGCCAAGGCCAUGUUGCAAGAUGCUGCCCAGAUCGGUCUCGCCGGCCUGGGUAUUAAGGGCGCAAUGUCACAGCUCAAGACUGCCAAAGACAAGCAAGCCGAGUGCAAAGACUGGGAACACCAGCGAGAGCUCAGACACCAGAAGCGACUGGAACGCCAAGGCCGAUCACUCGACAGCCGUGGCAGAAGCAGGGCUGACGACUGGUAUACUCCAGUUUCUCCGCAAGGGGACCGGUAUGACUACGGACCCCAGUACCUAGACGGCAACCCCUAUGCCGCUGGCUCCUUGCCGGCGCCUCCUGUGGGCUACGACGAUCGGUACGACAGGAGAUAA
This is a messenger RNA of Verticillium dahliae VdLs.17, 2139 nucleotides long. RefSeq lists its product as uncharacterized. Lineage: Eukaryota; Fungi; Ascomycota; Sordariomycetes; Glomerellales; Plectosphaerellaceae. The record is from RefSeq and is a predicted model, not a curated record. The transcript is spliced from 2 exons. The coding region runs from base 1 to 2139 and encodes 712 amino acids.